Messenger RNA from Rhizopus microsporus ATCC 52813, 828 nucleotides. Its product is annotated as protein prenylyltransferase. The coding region runs from base 121 to 828 and encodes 235 amino acids. The record is from RefSeq and is a predicted model, not a curated record. Gene Ontology annotation, molecular function: protein binding. Gene Ontology annotation, cellular component: EMC complex. The transcript is spliced from 3 exons. Lineage: Eukaryota; Fungi; Mucoromycota; Mucoromycetes; Mucorales; Rhizopodaceae. Gene Ontology annotation, biological process: protein folding in endoplasmic reticulum.
GUUAUUUUGUCGGUAUCAAUUUUUCUCAUAUUUUAAUUGAAAAGAAAAAACAAGUAGCCAAUGAUUUGAGUUAAUGUGGCAAAAUGAAUGUCAGCUGAACAGAACGGCUUUUUUUCGUAGAUGACUCGGUUCAACCAUGCAGAGGCUAUAAAUGAACUUCAAGAACUAAGAACCACAAACGAACGCUGUUGUGAGAGAGUAGUUAGUUUGGCUCAGAGAAUAAUUGACGACAAUUAUAUUUCAACAUUAGGAGAUCAAGUUUGGCCCUUUUAUGAACAAGCAGCUAUAGCAGCCCUUGAUGCUCAAAACUUUACACUUGCCAAUCAUCGAUUCACUGAAAAGUCACUUCGAUUCCGUCGAUUGUUGGGCAUGCGAUAUGAAGCUCAAGGUUUAUUGGAUGAGGCACAAGAAGUUUAUGAUAGCAUCUUGAAAGAAGAUGAGACCAACUUGCUUGCUUCAAAGCGUCAAAUCGCACUGUUAAAGGCGAGGCGUAAAGACCAUGAACUGAUGGAGGCAUUGACAGCAUAUUUAGAUACUUAUUAUGAUGACUGUGAAGCAUGGCUCGAAUUAUGUGAGACAUAUGCAUCCAAGUACAUGUACGAGCAAGCUGCCUUUUGCUGCCAAGAAAUGAUCCUCCUUCAACCUUCAAAUCAUAUCUUUUAUUUGAAAUAUGCUGAAAUUUGUUAUACAAUGAAUCAAUAUGAAAUGGCAUUAAAGUAUUACUGUAAAGUACUCGAACUGUGUACGGAUCAUGUCAGAGCUCUCUAUGGCUUACAUUUGGUAAGUUCACAAAAGAAAAACGCCAACGUGUUACUCAAUCGAUUCUAG